GAACAAGGGAGACAGCCCUAACGGAGCAGUGGGAGGACUAUCCCAUGCCAGGACUUGUGGCGGCUGCAGCGGCAGCCCGGACUGGAGGAAGUGUGCUGGGGGGCUGAGCAGCAGAAGCAGCAGCAGUUCAGGAACCGAGCAAAAGCUUCCAUUUUAUCACCAGCAGCCACAGAAAAGGCCGAGCAGAGCACCGGGUCCAGCUGAGAGCACAUUCCAGCAGAGGAAAAUGAGCCUCUCAGCCUGCACUAAGCCUGUAUGACGGGAUGAGGGCUCUUUGAUCAGGACUUUACCCCACUCUUUCUCUUUCUGCAGCUCGGACUGACAAAGGGACACAGAGGAGAAAAAAGAAGAAGAAUCAAAGUUCUCGCUUUCAGUCUGAAAAGGAAGACCCAAGAUUCAGCAUGGAGGAGGGAUAUGAACUUGACCUGACGUACAUCACAGAACGUAUCAUCGCCGUGUCCUUCCCCCGGGGUUGCACAGAGGAGAUUUACUCUCACAACCUGAAGGAUGUCACGCGAAUGCUCAAGUCCAAGCAUGCCGAUAAUUACCUGAUUAUCAACCUGUCAGAGAAAAGACAUGAUCUCACUAAAAUGAACCCAAAGACUUUAGAUACAGGCUGGCCGGACAUGCACGCUCCACCUCUGGAUAAGAUCUGCACCAUCUGUAAGGCCAUGGAGAGCUGGCUCAAUGCUGACCCCCUUCAUGUGGUGGUUAUACACUGCAGGGGCGGCAAGGGUCGAAUCGGUGUAGUCAUCUCAUCCUUUGUGCAUUUCACUGACGUGUCAGCCAGUGCUGAUCAGGCGUUGGACCGCUUUGCGAUGAGGAAAUACUACGAUGAUAAGGUCUCAGCUCUGAUGACACCCUCGCAGAAACGAUAUGUUUGGAUCCUCAACAGUCUUCUGAGUGGAUCCAUGAAGAUCAAUGCCUCACCCUUGUUCCUGCACUGCGUCAUCCUUCACGGGAUCCCAAACUUCGACGCCACAGGAGUGUGUCGUCCGUACAUCAAGGUUUACCAGGGAAUGCAAGCAGUGUAUUCAUCUGGAAUCUAUCACAUUGGGCCAGGCCACAGAGACCGUGUAUGCAUCACCCUGGAGCCUGCCCAGCUUCUAAAAGGAGACAUUAUGAUUAAAUGCUAUCACAACAGUGACGUAACUUCAGAACGUGAAGUUAUUUUCCGGAUGCAGUUCCACACGGGAGCAGUGCAGGGCUACAACCUGAUGUUUGAAAAAGAAGACAUGGAGACUGCCAACAAAGAUCCCAGAUUUGCAGAUUAUGGUAAAGUGGAGCUGGUGUUCUCCGAGGGACCAGAGAAGAUCCCAGGUGCCGACAGGUGGCAGAAUGGGGCGGAUGUUAUUGUGGACUACAACACAGCAGAUCCUCUAAUCCGCUGGGACUCCUACCAGAACAUCUGUGAUGGUGAAGCGCCAAGAUCUCAAGGCCUAAUCCAGGACAAAGCGGCGAACAAGAGGAGCCCCAGCGGGGGAGAGGCGACGCUGGGCAGAGGGGCCCGCACGACCUCCGCCACCUCCAGCCCUGACCACAGCGACCACGCCCUCUCUGUCAGCAGCGACUCAGGCCUGUCUAGCACUUCUCUGUGGACAGACAGACCCACACCUAUACCUGUCACCAACACCACCACCACCACUACCACCACCACCAGCAACACCAAUACCAUCAGGCCUAACCACGGCCCCAGCCAGCAGGAAAAGGUCCAGCUGAAGCGCCUUUUAAGUGGCUUUGGUCUUGAGGAGCCCUCACUGGGGGAGAUGGGUGAUCAAGGCCCCAGAGUGGUCAUCCAGCAGAUAGUCCCAGCGCAGGUGCACAUUAACGGAGACACCAGACCCCGAGAGAGGGAAACGGACAUCCUGGACGACGAGGUCAUUACAGGUCAUGAUCUGCACAGUGUGGACAGUUUAGGGACUUUGUCGUCCUCCUGCCACAAGAGCAGCCAGAACUCCCUGCUGUCCGAUGGCUUUGGGAGUCCUGGAGGAGAGGAGCAGCAAAGCCAAAUCCAGCACCACCUCCACCACCCUGCACCCCCUCCUAUGGAGGAGUAUGAGAGAGCCUAUGCUGAGACUAGAAGGGGCUGUCUGAGCUCCAGGAGCAACUCUGUGGCCACCGCUAAUCCCAGCAGCGCUCCUAUGCCCAAGCAGCACGUCUACAGACAGGGAAGCUAUUCCACACAGUCCUGGGUACGCCAGCAGCAGAUGGUUGCUGCACAACAGUUUAUCUACAUGCCAGAGGAUGGAAACGAUACUGAAAGAUAUCAAGGGAACAAGCAAGGGAGCAGUUCACCCAAAGCAGGCCUGCCCACUGAACCACAGGGCCCUACCAGGGACAUGACGACAGAUGCUCUGAGAAACACAGCGCCACACAAGGAGCAGGCAACUAUAAACAAUAACAACAACAUCAAACGUGACGAGGAGUUCAAAUCUCUAACGAUGGACAUUGACAACUCCAUCGACCAGCUCAACCAGCUGAUCAUGGACCUGGAUCCCACAUUUAUGCUGGUUUCGAGCCACGGCAGUUCCAUAAAGAGGAACGGCGAGACGCACACGAACGGCUCAGUGUCCAAAUGCUCGAACGGCGUCAAUCUCAGACUCAACGAUAGUAACGCCGCAACCCUGAAAAACACACAGCAAACAGCUGUCCAGUCCAGUGAGGGGCGGGUGGGCGUCAUGCGGAGUCUGAGUCGCCAAGGAAGUGAUGUCACAGAUCUCCCAGGCUUCUGUAAAUCAGGGUGGGCUGGGACAGAGGAGUACAGGGGCCAGCGGACGUACUCCCCCUGUGUGCCACAGUCCCAGCACCCCCUGUUGUUCAGGACCGACAGUGCCGACUACAGGGCACAGGGCCCAGACAUGGACAGCGGGGUGGAGGCUGGAAGUGACAUGACUCCACCCACUCCCGCCUUUCCCAUCUCUCCGCCAACACCUUAUGUGAAAAGUAUGUCUGAAUUGACCCACCUCAGACAAACACCUUCUCCUAGCAUGCAGUCUUAUGGAGGCUACAGAACAGACCAUGAACCCCGGGGAUAUCCUGAGAUGAUCAGUCAUGUUAAAGUGGACAGUUUACCAGACUCCUCCACCAACUGCCACAGGACACUAAGUGCUACACACUCUGCCUCUAUUGUUGGGACCACCCUUCAGUGGCCAGACAGUUCAUCCACGAACCAGUCCUGGCCGGAUCAUCCCGUCCUGAGCCGCCACUCGUCUCUGAGCAGCUACCCCUCUAACAGACAACCACCGCCGCACGCCAUGUCACUAGACUAUAGCCACCACUCUCCUCCCCUGCACCACCCCCACAUCCACCCUGCCCCCAACGCCCACAGCUCUCCCCGGAGCAUCCAACGAAGCUGUAUGGCUCGAUACGCUCUCAGCCGCAGUCCAGCUCAAAGCUUCGAAGAGCAGGAUGGCUUGGGUCUCGGCUAUGGCACGGACUGUCCAAACACCGCCUCUAAUCUGCUGGGAAAUGGAGGCAUUGACAGGGAACUUUUGACCUCCAUUGAUGGGCAGAAUCAGUUACAGCUGACCCAGAUGCAUCCGCCGCUUCUGCCUGAGAAGAAGAGGGCGUCAGAUGGAGAGCAUUCGUUGGGAAGAGCUUCUCCAGCCCUUAGUGGGUUCUCGAGUCCCCACAGUGGGAGCUCCCUGAGUAUUCCCUUCCCCAACGUUUUGCCUGACCUUUCGGCUCAGACGCUGGCCGCAGCCUCGCCUCUGCCAGAUGUACUGGCCAUCAAGCAGGUUACUGUAAAAUUUGUGCAGGACACAUCAAAAUUCUGGUACAAGCCAGAUAUCUCAAGGGAUCAAGCCAUUUCAGUCUUGAAGGACAAGGAGCCUGGUUGCUUCAUUGUGCGGGACAGCCAUUCCUUCAGAGGGGCGUAUGGACUGGCUAUGAAGGUGGCUACUCCCCCACCCUCAGUUCUCCAACAGACCAAGAAAGGAGGCGAUCUCUCCAAUGAAUUAGUACGCCACUUCCUGAUUGAGUGUACACAGAAAGGAGUGCGGUUGAAGGGUUGCCCCAAUGAGCCCUAUUUUGGAAGUUUAACUGCGCUGGUCUGUCAACAUUCAAUCACCCCCUUGGCCCUGCCCUGCAAACUUAUCAUACCCGACAGAGAUCCUCUUGAAGAUGUUCUGGAGACUACCUCACAAUCGGUCACCAACUCUGCGGCCGAACUGCUAAAACAGGGUGCAGCCUGUAAUGUGUGGUACCUGGGCUCCGUGGAGAUGGAGUCACUAACAGGCGUCCAGGCGGUGCAGAAAGCCACCAGUAUGUCUCUGAGCUCCAACCCUCCACCAACCUCCACUGUAGUUCACUUCAAGGUGUCCUCCCAGGGUAUCACCCUCACUGACAACCAGAGGAAGCUGUUUUUCAGGAGGCAUUACAAUGUCAAUACGGUCAUAUUUUGUGCAUUAGACCCUCAAGAUAGAAAGUGGAAAAAAGAUGGCUGUCCUUCAGCAAAGGUCUUUGGCUUUGUGGCGAGGAAAUCUGGCACUUCCAUGGACAAUGUAUGUCACCUGUUUGCAGAGCAUGACCCGGAGCAGCCAGCAAGUGCCAUUGUCAACUUUGUUUCCAAGGUGAUGAUUGGCUCGCAGAAGAGUAAGUAGGCCGGCCUCGGACUGAGCUCAUCACCUGGACAGACUUUUCCUAAGAGUAGAAACAAGAAAUAAAGACUGAAAGGCUGAAAAAAAAGGACAGAAUGUACAGGACUGAAGAUGGCGACGUUAACCCUGGAUAUUAACUGGAUAUUACGUACAUAUUGAUCACUUGCCAGCAUAGGACAUCUAAUUACAUCUUUCGAAAAAAAUAUAUAAAUACCUUCUAUGCUGUUAUUUUUCCUUCCUGUAAAAUAAACUGUAAAGUAGCCAAGUAAGAAAACAACAAAAUCAUAAGAAAUGUGUAUCCAUUACAACUGUAAUAUCUUAUACAGUAAGAUGUAUUUUCUUAACAUAUUUUAAGUACAUAACAAACGUAACAUAACGGCUGCUUUUUGUUAUUUUGUUCGUAGCAUUUUUAUGGACAAAUCAAGAAAACCAUACCUCGUUGCAUGUAAUUUCUUUCUAAUAUUUAACCAAAAAAAACUUAAUUUAAGCUAUUAACAUUCUGUAAAGUUGUAGCCAAUGUAGAAGCACCUCUAUGCUGCAUCUGUCCAGCAUGCAGUAUUGUGUUGUGGAUUUUAAAAUGUGGAAAAGCAGUGCAGCAAAUAUGUAUAAUUUGGAUUUUGGGACAGGCUACAUCUCAUAAAGGAUUAUACUAUUUUAUCUAUGCAAUGUACAUUUUAUUUUUUUUAAACCACAGCCUUCUGUACAUGCGCAGCAUGUAUGUGGCUUCUCUAAAUCUGUUCAGAUGUAUGUGAAUAUGACCACUUUUAAAGCUGCCAGUGACAUUUUAAUGAACGUGUGUUUGUGUUGAAAUGAGAGAAACCAUAGAAUAAUAUUUUAAUUAAUCCCUAAUAUAUAUUGAUUCGACAUGAGUUGGGUAAAAACACAUCAGUACUUUGCGCAGAAGAGGAUACAAGUGGCAUUCCCCUCACAGCCGCCAAAUAUGUUUCUCUAUUUCGCCCUCUUUUGGAGGCUCGUGGCCACUAAUGGCACUGCAGUGUUUCAGUAUCAAAAUUAUAUCGGUAUCCUCGAUUUUGUACAUUUAAUUUGAACUUUAAAAAAAAGACAUACUGAAAGCUGAUAUAUGGCGCAAACAAAUGCUGCAACUGUGUCAGUGUUUUACAAGUUCUUAGAAGAAAGAAAAACACUUUGUUGGAAUUGCACAUUAAGUUUAGGAUUUGACAUCUGUCACUGACAUACCUUGCUCUGGGAUCAAGGAAAAGCUUGGCUAAAGCUGUUCAUUAUCCCAGUCGAGUGCUUGUUACCAUUGUGAUGGGAUGAGUGAUGCUAUGAGAUGAUGACCAUAAAACCUUUUCCUUUCUAAUAUUUGUGUUGGGCAUUUUAUCAAGAGAGGGACCUACGGCCACACUACAGCUUUGUUGGUAUUCUUACAUUGAUUAUGUACACAUUUGUUAUUUUGUUAUCUAUUAUCUGUACCUCAUACUUAUCUCAUACAAUACUGUGCCUCUGUGUAUAACAUGCUACAUGUGAACGGUUUAUUUGUAUAUUGAUGAUGCAUUGUUUGAUGUGUUCUGUAAAUAAACAAAAUUAAACAUGUA
Messenger RNA from Cottoperca gobio, 6154 nucleotides. RefSeq names its product tensin 3 (gene tns3). Lineage: Eukaryota; Metazoa; Chordata; Actinopteri; Perciformes; Bovichtidae. Bases 402 to 4601 code for a protein of 1399 amino acids. Gene Ontology annotation, biological process: dephosphorylation. The transcript has 27 exons. Gene Ontology annotation, molecular function: protein binding. The record is from RefSeq and is a predicted model, not a curated record. Gene Ontology annotation, cellular component: focal adhesion.